Molecule: messenger RNA, 1234 nt
Organism: Rotaria sp. Silwood1
Lineage: Eukaryota; Metazoa; Rotifera; Eurotatoria; Philodinida; Philodinidae
Source: the annotation of a GenBank genome assembly
UAAAAGUUCAUGAUUAUACCUCGAAUGUUUCACUUUAUAAUCCAACAAAUUAUUCAUGUUCAUUACCGAAAGGUUUAAUACUGGAAACAACUACUAUUCCUACAUUAUCUUUCAAGAAAAAUUCAACUAUUGAUUAUGAAUUAGUAAACACAAACAUCACCAAUUUAAUUCAACAUAUUACUAGUCCUGAUCGACAUGAAAAAAUUAAAUCUAUCCUUUAUCAACAUUCAAAAUUAUUUGAUACUAGUAAAUCUACAAUUGCAAUUAAUGUAAAACCACAUUCAAUAAAAACACUUGACCAUCCCCCACCAACAUCAAAACCGUAUUAUACAACACCAAAUAAACAAGAAGAAAUGUACAAGAUAGUACAAGAAUUAUUAUAUUUUGGUUUAAUUCGUCCUUCUUAUUCUCCAUAUGCUGCACCUGCUUUACUUGUACCUAAACAUGAUGGUACUUGGCGAAUGGUGGUUGAUUAUAAAAAAUUAAAUCACAUCACAAUUAAAGAUAGUCAUCCAUUACCCAAAAUGGAACAAGCAAUUCAAACAUUAGGUGGUGGUUAUAAAUUCUUUUCAAAACUCGACAUGAAAAGUGGGUUUUGGCAGAUUCCAAUUGAAGAAGAAGAUCGACACAAGACUGCAUUUAUUACACCUGAAGGACUUUAUGAAUGGAAUGUCUUGGCACAAGGUUUAAUGAACAGUCCACCAUCAUUUCAACGUGUUAUGGCCGAUAUAUUAUCUCCAUGUCGUCAAUUUGCAUUAGUUUAUAUUGAUGAUAUUGUGGUUUACUCUCGAUCAUUCGAAGAACAUCUUAAACACAUUCAUCAAGUGCUGUCAAUUUUAUCACAACACAAUUUUCAACUUAACCCCUCCAAGUGCAGUAUUUUUCAUCAACAAAUUCAUUAUUUAUCACAUACAGUAUCGGAACAAGGUGUUAAACCUAAUCAUGAAAAAAUCCAAGCAAUAAUUAAAUUAAGGGAACCUUCCACCUUAGCGGAAGCAAAUAAGUUCCUGGGUGUCAUUUCAUGGUACCGUAAAUUUAUUCCUCGAUUCGCAGCUAUAGCUGCACCUAUACACAAAGUAACAAAUUUAACGAAAGCAAACAGAAACAAAUUUAGUUGGGGAGACCCACAAAAAGAAGCAUUUUUACAAUUGAAACAAUUGUUGGUAACCUCUCCUUUAUUUUUGGAUUAUCCUGAUGAAGAUCAUCCAGUUAUUUUGACAACAGAUGCAUCAAA